Molecule: messenger RNA, 786 nt
Organism: Nicotiana attenuata
Lineage: Eukaryota; Viridiplantae; Streptophyta; Magnoliopsida; Solanales; Solanaceae
Exons: 4
Coding region: 1-786 (261 amino acids)
Source: RefSeq, a predicted model, not a curated record
AUGAAGUUUUGGACAGUUGAGUUAGAUGAUGAAUUGAUUGUGAAGAUUCUAUUUGGUUGUCCUGCUUUGGAAGCUAUGGGACUGAAUGAUUUCUAUGGUUUUCAUAUUCUGGAAAUUGGUAGGAGUAAUAAAAAUUUGAAGACACUGAAGUUGCACAACUUUUGGCCGUAUUAUGAAGAAGGUGGUGAUUAUCAUUCAUUGGAAAUUGCAGCACCAUAUCUUCAGCAUUUGAAGAUUUCAGGACAUCUUUUAGAUCCUAAGUGUGUUAGGACCGAAAAAAGUCAGGUGGGUUUUGGACACGUUGAGGAUGAUAGUUGUCGCGAUUAUCAUGCUGCUUUUUGCACCCUCGUUGAAGAGUAUCUUCAUAAAUUGGGACAUGUAACAGAGCUAACGAUUGGGACUUGGUUUGCAGAGGUCCUGUUCAAACUGCAGCUUGAUAAUGUGCAGCUUCCAGAAUUGAAAUGCAAGUGCCUUACGCUAAAGUUACACAUAACAAAGUAUAAUUUGUAUGGAGUAGCUAGCCUUUUGCGCGCCUCGCCUCAUCUGGAGACCCUCAACAUAGACAUGGAUGUUGACACGGAGAACCAUGAUAGGCUUUUUGAACUUUCUAAAUUUCUGUUAAAAGAUGCGAUGGCUUUGGAGAAGUUCGUUAUCAGGUCAAAGAGAAAAUGCUGCAGCUUGUGUUCAAGAUACUGUGUCUCCUCAUAUUCAUCAGGAUUGGCUGCGAAAUUGUUAGGUUGCCCAAGACGCUCCACCAAAUUUGUGAUGAUUUUCCAGGAGUCCUGA